Penicillium manginii is the source of this 1941-nucleotide messenger RNA. RefSeq names its product beta-N-acetylhexosaminidase family protein. The transcript has a single exon. NCBI's taxonomy places the organism in Eukaryota, Fungi, Ascomycota, Eurotiomycetes, Eurotiales, Aspergillaceae. The record is from RefSeq and is a predicted model, not a curated record. The coding region runs from base 1 to 1941 and encodes 646 amino acids.
AUGUUCUACCCCAAUUGCAACACAUGCCUUCGGGCCUUCCUUGUCGCAUUCUUCGCUCUCGGACAGGUCAAUGCCGCACCUACAAACCAACUCCCUUCUGUAUCACCCCCUCCCCAAGAUAUAACAUUACACGGCAAGGGGAUCUCGCUCCACAACGACGUCACCAUCGUGACUGGAAAUGUCACGGAUAAAGCGACAAUUGAUGCCGUCAAGGCAGUUGUGUCUUCUGCCGGCGGCAAAGCGACUGUUUCGUCCCAUUCCACCAACCAUGGCACCCAGAUCGUCAUUGGCACCGAGUCAGACAAUAGUCUUGCUGCCGUGAUUGCAAAGAGGCUCACCGGGGACUCUGCAAAAGGUCUUGACGCCGAUGGCUACGUUAUCGCGUCUGGUCAAUACAAAAACCAACCUAGCAUUGUUCUCAAUGGCGUUGACAAACGCGGAACAUUCUACGCGUCACAGACCCUCCGCCAACUGAUUGACGGCCAUGAUAUCCCCGCCGUGCAAGUGCGAGACUGGCCGCUCAUGUCCAUUCGUGGCUCGAUUGAAGGCUUCUACGGUGUUCCCUGGUCCCACGAGGCUCGUCUCGAUCAAUUGGUCUUCUACGGCAAGCACAAAAUCAACACCUACAUCUACACCCCUAAGGAUGAUCCACUGCUGCGCGCAAAGUGGCGCACCCUCUAUGAGGGCGACGACCUUGAUCAAUUGAAGGAACUUAUCGAAACGGCCAAUGACAACCACGUCGACUUUACCUUUGCCCUUUCGCCUGGUAAAGAUCUCUGUUACUCCUCUGACUCGGACUACAAUGCAACCAUUGCCAAAUUUGACCAGGCGCGCCAGCUUGGUGUUAGCAGCUUUUACAUUGCCUUCGAUGACAUCCCUACCGAUGGCUUCCACUGUGAUUCCGACCAGCAAAAAUGGAACAAAACAGGGAACUCGGGUGACGAAUUUCUCUGGCUGGCCGACUCGCAGGCAUACUACCUGAACCGUAUCCAGAAGGACUACAUCACGACACAUGGCCUGAAGGAUCUCGAAACAGUUCCAACCAACUACGCCGGCAGCGCACCGAACCCUUACAAGGAAGAAUUUGGCACCCAACUAAACAAGAACAUCAGCAUCCAGUGGACAGGCGAAGGAGUCUUCAGCGACCAAAUCAACGACACAAGCGUCCAACAAGCCGACAAAACCUACGUCACAGAUAAAAUGUUCCUAUGGGACAACUUCCCCGUAAACGACGGAAAUCGAAACCGCCUGUUCCUCAACCCAUUAACCGGCCGUGCCGCAAAUCUAUACAAAUACCUCCUAGGCUUCACCUCGAACCCAAUGGAGCAACCAUACGCCUCCAUGCCCGCCCUCGCCAACUACGGAGACUACACCUGGAACGGACCCAAAUACGACGCAACAAAAUCAAUGUCAACAAUCCUCCGCGAACUCGCCGGCCCAGAUGCAAGCGUCAACGAAGCCGUUAUCGCAUUCGCAGACAUCAAUCAGAACUGGCCAUACCGCACCCCGGAGGUCCACGCCCCAGAGCUAAGCAGCGACAUCGCCGCGUUCUGGAAAUCAUACAACAGCAAAGCGAAGAGUGGUGAAUCGGCGCUGAAGAAACGUCUCGCUCUCCUCGCUACCCUGCCCGAUAUCCUUCCAAAGAUGGAUAUGAAGGGCUUCGCCUCGGACGUGGCGCCGUGGUCGACUGUUGCAAUGCAGUGGGCCAAGGCCUCGCAGCACUUGAUCACCAUGCUAGAUGCCGUGAAAAGCGGAGACAAAAAGAAGGCGGAUAGUGAGUUCAAGGCUGCGCAAGAAUGGGUCAAGAAGACCAAGACCAAGACUGUUGAUGAUCGGAACGAUGAUGGCGAGGACCUUCCCAACUCCAUCACUCCCAUCACCGGUGAUGGGGCCUUUGAUACUUUCUUGGCCAAUGCUACGACCGUUUAUAAGGGUCAAUAG